This is a messenger RNA of Phaedon cochleariae (mustard beetle), 728 nucleotides long. The record is from the annotation of a GenBank genome assembly. Lineage: Eukaryota; Metazoa; Arthropoda; Insecta; Coleoptera; Chrysomelidae.
CGAGUUCGCAGCGAGUCAAUCCGCAGCAGGAGACACGCGACGCGGGUCCCUAAGUACGCGACUUCCCGAUGCGGGACUCGGCGGCCCGCCUUCGCGACUGCCUGCUGCUAUUCACCGUUUCGUCCCUCUUCUCCAUCGUCGGUGGCGAGGCCGGCAGGGAGCAGGGGCUGCCCUGCAGCGGGUUCGAGCCGGAGAGGUGCCGGUGCUCGAAGGACCUGAAGGAGUUCUAUUGCAGGACGGCGGGGUUCGAGCGGGUGCCCGGCACCUUGCCCGCUUUCGUCAACAAAUUGGACCUUACCAGCAACAAUAUAUCAGUCAUCAAUGAAACUUCUAUGGCUCGGUAUCCUCUUCUAGAAGAACUGAUAUUAUCGGACAAUAAUCUGGAGUUUAUCCAUCCGAAUUCAUUCUCGAAGAAUUUAUUCCUCAAGAGACUAUUGUUACAAGGCUGUGGACUCAAAGAGAUACCAAGUGAAGCUUUAACACCUUUAGGAAAACUUCAAACUCUGCAAAUCGGCAACAACGACGUCCGUCGAGUGGAGAAGGGCGCCUUCGGCGGCGCUGCGACGUCACUGCGCAGCCUGCGUCUCGACGCCAACAGGCUCGGCGUCGUGCCGUUCGACGCUAUGGCCGAGCUCGCGCACCUCGAGGUCCUGAAUAUAGGCAACAACUUGAUCAAGUCUUUAGCUUCCGACGCCUUUCCAGUAAUGGAAAACCUAAUAGUUUUGUAA